Messenger RNA from Cicer arietinum (chickpea), 2708 nucleotides. RefSeq names its product F-box/LRR-repeat protein 3. Gene Ontology annotation, molecular function: protein binding. The record is from RefSeq and is a predicted model, not a curated record. NCBI's taxonomy places the organism in Eukaryota, Viridiplantae, Streptophyta, Magnoliopsida, Fabales, Fabaceae. Gene Ontology annotation, biological process: SCF-dependent proteasomal ubiquitin-dependent protein catabolic process. Gene Ontology annotation, cellular component: SCF ubiquitin ligase complex.
GGCAUUUUGGUCCACAAGGACCACACACACUCUCUCUCUCUCUCUAUUCUUCUUAAACAAAACCCAUAGCUUCUCUCACGUUAACCACCAUACCCAUACAACAAAAAAAUCUCAACCACCACAAACACAAAAAACUCAACAACUAUGAAGAAACAAAAAAACCCAAACCCAUUCGAAUCACUCUCAGAGGAACUCGUCUUCACAAUCCUCGACCUUCUCGAAAAUUCACAAUCCAAAAAAUCCUUCUCUUCAUGUUGCAAGUGGUUCCACGCGCUCGAAUCAAAACACCGACGCGCUCUCCGUCCCUUACGCGCCGAAUACAUACCAUCAAUCCUCGCGCGUUACUCUUCCGUUGAAAAUCUCGAUCUCACACUUUGUCCGCGCGUGAACGACACCACACUCUCUCUAAUCGCCAGAGCGUACAGAGAUACGCUCCGCCGAGUCGAUUUAUCGCGGUCGAGAUUUUUCACCGGAACCGGAGUUUUAAACCUCGCCGUUAAUUGUUUGAAUUUAGUGGAGCUCGAUUUGUCGAACGCGACGGAGUUGAGAGACGCGGCGAUGGUCGGCGUUGCACGCGCCGGGAAUUUGGAGAAACUUUGGUUGAAUAGGUGUAAGAUGGUUACUGAUAUGGGGAUUGGGUGUGUUGCUGUUGGUUGUAGGAAAUUGAAAUUGAUUAGUUUGAAAUGGUGUGUUGGUGUUGCUGAUUUAGGUGUUGAUUUGAUUGCUAUUAAGUGUAAAGAGCUUCGUUCUAUGGAUCUCUCUUAUUUGCCUAUCACAGAGAAAUGUCUCUCCUCGAUCUUCAAAUUGCAACAUCUUGAAGAUUUGGUGCUUGAAGGAUGCUUUGGCAUUGGUGAUGACAGCCUCAAUAACUUAGUCUUCAAUGAAGGGGGCAAGACAUUAAAGAAACUUGAUAUCUCAGGUUGUCAAAAUAUAAGUCAUAUUGGUCUGUCAAAGCUAACAAGGAUUUCUGGAUGUGUAGAACGACUUGUUUUAGCAGAUGGUUCUCCUGUGAUUCUAGCUCUUGCAAAUAGUUUGAAUAAACUUUCCAUGUUGCAAUCCAUCAUAUUAGAUGGCUGCAUUGUUACCUCCGAUGGAUUAAAGGCAAUUGGAAAUUUGUGCAUUUCACUCAAGGAACUAAGUUUAAGCAAAUGUUUGGGAGUAACCGAUAAAGCUCUCUCUUUCGUUGUGUCAAAACACAGGGAUUUAAGGAAGCUCGACGUCACAUGCUGCCGCAAGAUAACUGAUUUUUCGAUUGCUAGCAUUGCAAAUUCAUGCAGAAGUCUCACUUCUCUAAAAAUGGAGUCAUGUACUCUAGUUCCAUCAGAAGCGUAUAUAUUGAUCGGACAGAAAUGCCAUUAUCUUGAGGAGCUUGACCUCACAGAUAAUGAAAUUGAUGAUGAAGGCCUUGAGUCCAUAGCUCGUUGUUCCAGGCUCUCCAGCCUGAAACUAGGAAUUUGCUUGAACAUAACUGAUAGAGGAAUUGCCAGUGUUGCCAUGUGUUGCUCAAAGUUAAAGGAAUUGGAUCUAUACAGAUCGACAGGAGUAACAGAUUUAGGAAUUUCAGCAAUUGCUUCUGGUUGCCCUGAGCUUGAGAUGAUAAAUGCCGCUUACUGCACUAGCAUUACCGAUAGGGCAUUAUUCUGCUUGUCAAAAUGUCCAAAUUUGCAGACACUUGAAAUCCGCGGAUGUCUUCUUGUUACAUCUAUAGGUUUGGCAUCUAUUGCAAUGAAUUGCAGACAACUAAACCGCCUAGACAUAAAAAAGUGUUACAACAUUGAUGAUAGUGGUAUGAUUCCACUAUCUCAUUUCUCCCAAAAUCUAAGACAGAUAAACUUGUCAUAUAGCUCUGUUACGGAUGUGGGGCUUCUGUCACUUGCUGGUAUCCCAUGCCUUCAAAACUUUACACUGCUUCACUUGCAGGGCUUGAGUCCAGUAGGACUGGCCGCGGCCUUAUUGGCAUGUGGAGGGUUAACAAAAGUAAAGCUUCAUGUUUCACUAAGAUCUCUGUUACCUGAGCUGCUCAUCAGACAUGUAGAAGCACGUGGAUGCGUGUUUGAAUGGAGAGAUAAAGUGUUUCAGGCUGAAUUGGACCCGAAGUGUUGGAAAUUACAGCUAGAAGAUCUGAUGCAAUAGGAUUUUCUUAGGCUGUCUGAAGUUGAUAAAGAUGAUAUGCACAUUGCAUAAGAUAUCCAAGUUAUUGAAGAAUCUCACAUCUCUCAGAUGUAAGAAGUAUCUAUUAUCCAUUCACUUCUCGUUACCCUUCCACUUAUACAAGAGGAAAGUAAAACAAUAAAAGAAAGGAGCAUGAAAGAUCUUAGAAGUAUUUUGUUUAGUCCAUUGCAGGCUACAAAGCCCUUGCAACAGAGGUAACUGAGUGCCUUCUGUUAGUCCCAUCAACAAGGAACUUGUGUUUCGGAAUGUCACGUUAAAGGUCACAAGUAAUUGUUGUCCUUGGUAGAAUCUUGCAUCCCUUUUUGUGUGUAAGAAGCUGGGUCAAUCAAGUGUAUAAAAACUUUGUAACCCAUUUGAUCAAGCUUCAUCAAUUUUUUUGGGUUCUACCAAAAGUUAGAGUAUUCAUAGUGUAUAAAAUUUGUAAUUUCCUAUUUUCUUUUAUCCCAGAUUGGUACUCUAACACUUCUGAGUCAUUGACUUCGUUUUUUGGACAAUAUUUUCUUACUUAAUAAGAAUGGAAGAUUUUUCAAAUAUCA